This is a messenger RNA of Trametes versicolor FP-101664 SS1, 846 nucleotides long. RefSeq lists its product as uncharacterized. The annotation marks the transcript as partial. Gene Ontology annotation, molecular function: hydrolase activity. The record is from RefSeq and is a predicted model, not a curated record. The transcript is spliced from 6 exons. Lineage: Eukaryota; Fungi; Basidiomycota; Agaricomycetes; Polyporales; Polyporaceae.
GUCGCCGAGUACAAGAUACCCAACGAUGCGGGCGAGUUCGCUAUCCGCACCUACCGCCCGGCGGCGGCAGACGACGCGACCUUCCCGGUCUUGCUGGUCGUCCACGGUGGAGGAUUCAUGAACGGCGAUCUUGAGAUGGAAGACUUCUCUAUCAAGAUACUUUGCGUCGAGCUCCAAAUUGCCGUCGUAAACGUUGACUACAGACUCGCCCCUGAGAACCCCUACCCGGCGGGUCUCAACGACGUCUACGAAGCUCUGAAAUGGACUGCGCGCAACCCGGAGAAGCUGCACGCAGACCUCCGCAAGGGCUUCCUGGUCAGCGGAAAGUCCAGCGGUGGGAACUUCGCGGCCGUCGUCGUCCACCGCGCCAAAGACGACCCGUUCUUCGCGGGCACCCCGCUGACGGGGUACAUCCUGCAAAUGCCCGCCUUGUGCCACCCGGCUGCCGUCCCAGAGAGGUCCAAGGACAAGUUCGCGUCGAUGGAGCAGUGCAAGGACGCGCCGCUCUUCACCCGCGGCGCGAUGCUGAACGCGUACGGUAUGUCCAUUCUGAAGGCUGAGCCCACGAACGUCGAGAUCUCCCCGUACCUCUACCCCUCCUUCGCUGGGCUGCCCCCGGCGUACAUGCAAGUCUGUGGCCUCGACCCGUGCCGCGACGAGGGGCUGGCGUACGCAGAGAAGCUGAAGGCGAACGGGGUCCCCACCAAGCUGGAUGUAUACCCCGGGGCGCCGCAUGCCUUCAAUGUCAUCUUCGCGCCGACCAAGAUCGCGCAGAAGUGGAAUGAGGAGUUCAGAGAGGGCGUCCGUUGGCUGCUGGGCCAGGCUGCAGCCGGGUCCAAGGCUUGA